AGAUGAUUAAAAUAAAAGUUUCAACGCGUAAACAGUAAAUUAAUGAAUUGGUUGAUUAUAAAUAAAACGAAAUACCUUUUUCGUUUGGAUAAAUCAAGAUCUCUAUCUACCAAGACACACACUUUACUCUUCUCUUCUUCUGCAACAUCUUCAAAGGAAAAUCAUCAUCUCUUACAGACAACUUAUAAUAAUCUACAGAAAAUAGGCGGGGGAAACAUGGAUCCCAACCAUAACAACAAUUCUUAUCCGCCAUAUCCCUAUCCUCCACCUCCAGCUGCUGGUUAUCCUCCCACUGGGUAUCCUCCUCAGGGAGGACCUGCUCCUCCAACUGGAUAUCCUCCUGCUCCAACUCACGGAGGGGAAGCUGAUGACAAAGGACUAUUUUCAACCCUUGCUGCUGGUGCUAUGGCUUCAGGAAUGGCUGGUGGUCAUCACGGACACCACGGAGGAGGACAUUAUCCACCACCUCCAGGCUAUCCUCCUUAUGCUGGUGGUCAUGGCUAUCCCCCAGCAGGAGGUUAUCCAGGUCCAUACGGACAUGCUCCACCUCACGGAGGGCAUGGACCUAUGGGUGGCGGUGGCAUGGGCGGGAUGCUUGCUGGUGGUGCAGCUGCCGCUGCAGCUAUGUAUGGAGCUCACAAGCUAUCUCAUGGACACGGUGGUUAUGGUUAUGGACACGGUGGUUAUGGACACCAUGGGAAAUUCAAGCAUGGGAAGUUUAAGCAUGGAAAGCAUGGGAUGUUUGGCAAGCGUGGAAAGCAUGGCUUUUUCGGUGGAAAGAUGAAGAGGUGGAAGUAAUGAUAUUGUACUAGCUAGUUCGUGCUCGAUCACUAUCCACUCUUUAUACUACUAGCUCAAGUAUCUGCAUCUUGUUUUUUCAAUAUAUCAGUACUACUGUGAUCUGGAGAUUUUAACGACUCGUGCUUGUGCAUUACGGCGAUCAGUUACAUUAAUAUCUUAACAGGAGCAGUCUUUCUGUAAAUAUGCAUUUGGAUGAUUUAUGCAUUUGGAUGAUUUUAGUUUGGAGUUAUAUAUAUUCCGAUCUCUUGGGUUUAUUCGCUAUUUGUCUUUGUUACUCUCUCCUUAUUUUUGUUACAUUAUGACACCUAUUUGUUCUGUUGUAUUCCGUGCACUUACUCAACUUUGAUUUUCAAAGUCUAUGACACUGGAUUAUCAUAAA
Messenger RNA from Papaver somniferum (opium poppy), 1180 nucleotides. Its product is annotated as glycine-rich protein A3-like. Bases 43 to 798 code for a protein of 251 amino acids. Lineage: Eukaryota; Viridiplantae; Streptophyta; Magnoliopsida; Ranunculales; Papaveraceae. The record is from RefSeq and is a predicted model, not a curated record. The transcript is spliced from 3 exons.